AUGUCGACCCGAACUUCAUCGUCAUUGACGGGUCACGCGACAUCGAUGGAGCCCCGAAAACCCACCACCAGGACGGUCGCGCAAAGAAAGGUCUACGGCAAAAGACGAACCAACGCACCGAGAGCUGUCUUCGAUCAGAAGAGCCCAGCAAGGACAAAACUAGCAUCCGCGGAUAUGGACGACACCGUCGAGGCUCUUCAGACAAAGUUGGCCAAAGUGUCAAUCAAGGACGAGCCGGUCCCUGAGCAGCAGAAAUCCGACACCACAGCCCAGGCACAAGAGGUCGAGCAGGAAGCAACUACAUCAGAACCUACCAACACAUCCAGCGAAAACUCAUCGCCUGAAGCGCCACCACACACACAAAAACCCUACGAGACAAUGGUGGAGGUUCGAAUCUGCAAUCAGCUUGGAAAGAAGACGUCUGCAAAAACCCAGCAGCAAAAGGAAGACAUUACGGCUACAGAAAUGAGAACGCCAAGGAAGAAGAAAACCAAUCUGACCACGCGAAGAUCGUCUGGCUUUGUCCAUGACACCAAAGUAAAUGCCUACGUCCGCCCUAUCCUCAACGAAGCCCUAUCAUCCAUCGCAUCCCAGAGUAUCCAAAGGUUCAGCACAUGGGCCUCCCGCUCCGCAACAAUGUUCCACGUCGCCAAACUUGCUGAAGGCUCCUACGGUGAAGUUUACAAACUCCACCUCCGUGACGAAGCUUCCCGACCACCGGUCUCCAAGUCCAAGCUGGCCAGACUCCGUGCAUACGGUGACGGGGUCUUCAAAGUGGUCCCGCUCUGCGCACAACGCGGACCGCGCUCGAAGAAAUUCACGUCCGUUGCAGAAAUCGUCUCCGAGGUCAAGAUGCUGAAGUACCUGGACCCGAUUCCCGGAUUUGCACGGUUCAGGGAGAUUCACGUCGUGCAGGGUCGUUUCCCGGAGUCUUUCCAGAGUGCGUGGGAUCAUUAUAAGGAGACCAAGGAUGAUUGCUGGAAUCCCGAUCCCUCUAGUAAGAAGGCGUAUCCGGAUACCCAGUUGUGGGCGAUUAUUGAGAUGGAUGAUGCGGGGUGUGAAUUGGAGAAGUUCUCUUGGUCCUCGAUCUUCCAGAUCUAUGAUAUCUUUUGGGGGGUGGCGAUGGCUUUGGCGCGGGCUGAGGAAUAUGCUAUGUUCGAGCAUCGCGAUCUUCACUUGGGCAAUGUGUGCAUUCGCUCUACGCGGCCAGAUGGCAACAUGGAACCACCAAUAGAGCUCGACAUUGCGCGCCAAUCUUCACUAAGUGGCUUUGGUUAUAGUUGUCUCGAGACUACUAUCAUCGACUAUUCGCUCUCUCGCGCUGAUCUGCGUCUAGCUGAUCUACCGGAUGAUCCCGAAGGCGUUGUAGAGAUCGCAUCAUCCGACCUAGACAAGAGACAGAUUUUCGAUGCAGUCGGCCAAGAUGAGGAUGAAGCUCUCCUGAGAGACACAUACCGCUAUAUGCGGGCAACACUAUACACCGGUGUCCCCACUGAAACAGAGAAAUCCCCAGAUGUACCUGGUAUCUGGGCCGAGUAUGCGCCCCGAACAAAUCUCGUCUGGCUUCUCUUCCUGCUCAAGAACCUCUUGAAGAACCGCAAAGCCGAACCUGCACAGCAUACGUCCAAGCCAGAGCGAAAGGCUCUUGCGGCCUGCUCGCCAAAUCGAGCAUUGAUGAGCCCGCAGUCAAAUGGCAAGACGAUCAAGGCAAAAGAAAUCAGCGCUGAAGGUGACCUUCUCCGGAAGCGACAAGCUAAGGACAUCCAGUCCCGAGUCUCCCAGCUAGAGCAAACGCUCGAGGAUAGACUGAAGUCCGUGCUUGAUCUUUUGGAUCUCGAGAACGGCCAUGAGGACAUGUGUUGCGCGGCGGAUCUGGUUGCUUACGCGAUGGACUCGCAGUGGUUGGAUGAGCAGGAUUUCUUCUGA
Molecule: messenger RNA, 1926 nt
Organism: Penicillium cataractarum
Lineage: Eukaryota; Fungi; Ascomycota; Eurotiomycetes; Eurotiales; Aspergillaceae
Exons: 2
Coding region: 1-1926 (641 amino acids)
Biological process (GO): mitotic cell cycle; intracellular signal transduction
Cellular component (GO): cytoplasm; nucleus
Molecular function (GO): histone H3T3 kinase activity
Source: RefSeq, a predicted model, not a curated record